AUGGCACUCCCCUGGGAAACCAAUGGCGGAGUCGACGGCCGGCCUAAUAGUAUCAAGGUCCUCCUUGAUUGGCUCUCAGCACCAGGUAACUAUGAGCGGUGGACCCAAGCCGAAGUGAAGGCACCUCUGACCAAGGAAAUCCACCUCGAGAUGAUCCAAAGCGGCAUCCACCAUCGGACCCCACAUGGAUACAUUCAUGCAUGCCACUACCGACGGCAAACCCCGGAGGACCUCCGCGAACAAUUCCCCAAUGGCUACCUCUCCUUUGAGGGCUAUGCAGACAUGAUCUGCCGUGACUGGGGCCGCCUUGAACAAAUCUUUGGUCCGCCAGAUGACCUCGCACCCGACGCAACACACCCGGACCCCUCGGCCAGGGAAAGGAUCAUGUUCAACACCAAUGCGGCCUCCAAGCUCGUCGAGUUUGUAGAUCGCAUGCGAACUGAGUAUCAUGAGACCAUGGAGAAGAUCCCUGGAUAUGUCCCAUGGUUGACUUACUUCAAGAACAACCAAGAACAGCGAGCUGAUUACCCCCUCUUGCACGGCUUAGAUCCUGGCCUCAUCCUGUGCCGAUAUGAAAACCUGACCAUAGGUUCCCGCAAACGUCGACGCGGGUCCCCCUAG
Messenger RNA from Puccinia graminis f. sp. tritici CRL 75-36-700-3, 621 nucleotides. RefSeq lists its product as uncharacterized. The record is from RefSeq and is a predicted model, not a curated record. Lineage: Eukaryota; Fungi; Basidiomycota; Pucciniomycetes; Pucciniales; Pucciniaceae. The coding region runs from base 1 to 621 and encodes 206 amino acids. The transcript is spliced from 3 exons.